AUGUUGAUUGGGAUAUCUGGGACACCAGCGUCGGGAAAGUCAGAGGUUGUGAGGUACUUGACGUUCCAGGGAUUCCAGACAAUCGACUACAAGAGAAGCUCAGGCGAGGAUGGGAAAGCUGCUGACAGGCAUGCGUCGACGGUGUUCGAGACGUUUGAAGAGCUUUCUGAUUUUGUUACAAAGUGCUGGAAUAACAACUACGUGUUGAACAACAUCUGCGAUUUGGAUAUAUUGGAGACGUUGAAAAUCAAGCCAUUUUUCUUGCACAUCUCGAUUGACUCCCCAAUGCUGCUCAGGUAUGAGAGGUAUAUCGAAAAGUAUUCGUUGAAUAAAGAAGAGUUCAAAAUCGAGGAUUUUGUCAGGUUGACGGAUGAGUUCUUAUACUUGAAUUCCCACAUCAGUGUGAUCUCUGCUGCUGUCAUCAAAAUCAUCAACAACAAGAGCCUGAUUGAGGACUUGUAUGUGACGCUCUCGAGGUUGGAUUUGAUGGACCUCACGAGAUUACGGCCCAGCUGGGACUCGUACUUCAUGCGACUCGCCGACCUCGCUGCCUUCCGAAGCAACUGCAUGAAACGACGUGUUGGGUGUGUGAUUGUGCGAGACAACCGAGUGAUUGCGACGGGCUACAACGGCACACCCCGCGGGUUCGCCAACUGCAACGAGGGCGGCUGCGGCAGAUGCAACGGCAGCAGCACGGGAAGCGGCGCGGGCCUCGCGACGUGUUUGUGCUUGCACGCUGAGGAAAACGCGUUGUUAGAGAGCGGCAAGGAUCGCAUCGGCAGUGGAAGCAUUCUCUACUGCAACACCUGCCCGUGUCUCACGUGCUCCAUCAAGAUUGCGCAGAUCGGCAUUUGCGAGGUGGUCUUCUCGCAGCGGUAUCUGAUGGACGACCUCUCCUCGUCGGUCUUGCGCACGGCGGGCAUCCGCAUCCGGCAGUUUGUGCCCGCGCAGGAGGGCGUGGUUGUGAUCUGA
Ascoidea rubescens DSM 1968 is the source of this 972-nucleotide messenger RNA. It is a transcript of the gene DCD1, whose product is annotated as deoxycytidine monophosphate deaminase. The record is from RefSeq and is a predicted model, not a curated record. Gene Ontology annotation, molecular function: hydrolase activity; zinc ion binding. The transcript has a single exon. Bases 1 to 972 code for a protein of 323 amino acids. Lineage: Eukaryota; Fungi; Ascomycota; Saccharomycetes; Ascoideales; Ascoideaceae.